GUCCCACUCCCAACUCCGACGUCCCCCCCCCCCUCUCUGGUAAAAAAGUCUGCACAGGAACCUGGAGAUUGUCCACGUUUACAGCCUUUAGACGCCUGCUCCACAUCUCCAGCCUCGGCCCUCUGCGUAAAGAGCGCAAACGGCCGCAAUCCCCAAACUGAUUCGUUUUCCAACUGUCGCCCUGUCGUUUCGGAUCCCUCUGUUAUUCGGCGUGAUUCUGUAAAGAUGUUUCCCUGCUGCUUCGUCCUUUUUCUCCUCUCUACGUGGUCUUCCGUGGAGUGCAAUCCCAGUCCUGUGUUAGGAGAUGUAGUCGUGGACAGAUACUUCAUCCCAAAAGUCUGUGCCAGAGACGCGAAAAACGGAGAUUACGUCCGCUAUCACUAUAACGCCACAUUUGUCGACGGAAAGACAUUUGAUUCGAGCCAUCAGAGAGGAGUCGCUAAGGUGGGCCUGAUAGGUGACGGCCGACUCAUCGCUGGCAUGGACAAGGGUAUACAGGGCAUGUGCGUCAAUGAGCGCCGGACGAUCACCGUCCCGCCUCACCUGGCCUACGGAAGCACCGGUGCAGGCGACGUGGUUCCUCCAGAUACCACUCUGGUGUUUGACAUCCAUCUCUUGGAUCUGUGGAACAAAGCUGACCUGGUUGUCACCAAAACCAUAAGCACUCCCAAAGACUGCAAACGCUCUGUGAUGCGUACCGACUUUGUGCGCUACCAUUUCAACGGCACCCUGCUCGACGGCACCAUGUUUGAAUCCAGCUACAGCAGGAACCAGACCCACAAUGCCUUAGUGGGUGAAGGUUGGCUGAUCAAGGGCAUGGAUGAGGGCCUUCUGGGCAUGUGUGUGGGAGAGAUUAGAAAUAUUGUCAUCCCACCCUUUAAAGCCUACGGAGAAAAGGGAUCAGGUACAGAGAUCCCCCCCCAGGCGACCCUGGUGUUUGAUGUCCUCUUGGUGGACAUUCACAACCCGAAAGACAACAUCACCAUUCAGGACCAGGUGGUGCCCGAGUCGUGCACUCGCAAGUCUGUCGUUGGGGAUUACAUUCGGUACCACUACAAUGGUACUUUCCUGAACGGAGUCAGCUUUGACAACAGCUACCAGAGGAACAGCACAUACAACACCUACAUCGGGAUGGGGUAUGUGAUUACAGGCGUGGACCAGGCCCUGCUGGGAGUCUGCACUGGGGAGAGGAGGAGGGUCACCAUCCCCCCACACCUGGCGUAUGGAGAGCAAGGAGCAGGUAACAUCAUUCCUCCUUCAGCUGUGCUCGUCUUUGACAUUCAUGUCAUCGACUUCCACAACCCCAACGACACAGUGGAAAUCCGGAUCACCUACAGACCCGAAGUGUGUAAUGAGACCACUGCGGUGAACGACCUCGUCCGCUAUCACUACAACUGCAGCCUGGUGGACGGCACACUGCUCUUUUCCUCAAACGACUAUGAGAACCCCCAGGACGCAGUGCUGGGGGCAGAAAAAGUGAUCGACGGGCUCGACGAGGGUUUGCGGGGCAUGUGUGUGGGAGAGAAGCGGACGGUAACGGUGCCUCCUCACCUGGGCCACGGAGAAAAAGGAGCCACCGGUGUGCCAGGCAGCGCUGUGUUGGUCUUUGACAUUGAACUGGUGAGCUUUGAGAAGGGAGUGCCCCCUGGUUACCUGUUUGUGUGGCUCGAGGACACUCCUGCAAACCUCUUUGAAGUCCUGGACAUGAACAAAAAUGAGGAAGUUCCACAGGAGGAGUUUGGGGAGUUCAUCAAACUACAGGUGGCAGAGGGCAAAGGUCGUAUAAAGCCUGGACUGACCAUGGAGCAGGUUGUCGAGGACAUGUUCCAAAACCAGGACCGAAAUAAAGAUGGAGUGAUCACGGCCAACGAACUCAAACUGAAGGUAGAUGAGGACAAGGAAAGGGAAGAAAUGAGGCAUGAGGAGUUGUGAUGAGGACAAAUGUUUUGAUUCUCUCUCAGGGAUAAAACCCAACACCUUUUAAAACAAGCAACGAGAGACUUUUCCCAUACAGCAUCAAGUUUUUAAUAUUGGAAAGUUUUUGAAAUAACAGGAAAAUAGUGUAAAGGAUCUUUUUGUGUUGUUUGAGUGUUGAUGUUUGAUAGUUGUAUUUCAGAAAACCAAACAAGCACCUUUAUUUGUCCCUGAAAGUCACAUUAAAAUGUUUGUAAGAAAAGUAA
Messenger RNA from Xiphias gladius (swordfish), 2180 nucleotides. It is a transcript of the gene fkbp10b, whose product is annotated as FKBP prolyl isomerase 10b. The transcript is spliced from 10 exons. Gene Ontology annotation, molecular function: peptidyl-prolyl cis-trans isomerase activity; calcium ion binding. Bases 226 to 1932 code for a protein of 568 amino acids. NCBI's taxonomy places the organism in Eukaryota, Metazoa, Chordata, Actinopteri, Istiophoriformes, Xiphiidae. The record is from RefSeq and is a predicted model, not a curated record.